Porites lobata is the source of this 1974-nucleotide messenger RNA. Lineage: Eukaryota; Metazoa; Cnidaria; Anthozoa; Scleractinia; Poritidae. The record is from the annotation of a GenBank genome assembly.
UUCAUAAUCUUCCCAAAAUAGCCGUUUCAAAACCUGAAAACUCAGCUUGUCAGAAAGAGACGUAAAAAGUUAAUUUCAAUGAAAACAGCGAAGUCUAUCGUAGAUUAUCGUAUAGUCAGCGAACUCGGUUGAUGACGCGUAAGACGAUCAUGGCUUGCUCGCGGUCUGUCCUCAGUUUAAUCUACGCUCUUUCUGUUCUGGUUACUCUUGGUCCUGCUUACUGUAAAGUCUCUAAUGCUUCUCAGGGCACUCAAGUAAAAGACAGCGCACCUAACGUGUACAAUACUUACAAUACGUUUUGCACGGGGCUUAGCAAGAAGAUCGAAGUAUUGUUACAUGAAGUUAAGAACGAGUUAAGCGAGAUGAGGGACGAAAUCAGGUCUUUAAAAGAAAACAACACGACCUCUCCAGGUAAUAUCUUGUCUUCGCGCUGAAAAUCACCAUUUGAGUUUACAAUGGAAUCACGAGUUCUGAACCACCUUGGCAAAGGCAAAUUGGUUCGAAUUAUACGCAGGUUUGAAAAAUCUGGGGUAAAAUUACAGUGUUUGAGGUGAAUGGAUGUGAUAGGUUUGGCUCGAAUUAUCGGGGAUUUCGAAAAACCGAGAGGUCGAGAAAUCGGGAUUCUACUGUAUAACUACACACCAAGGAAAUACAUACAAAGAUUAGUCCACCUUUGACACCAAAUCCAAAACGGACAACCUAAGUUUUACCAAAGAAACAGUAUUUGCAUUUUAUUUUUAGGGUACAGGAACUGCGCGGAACUUUACAAAGCUGGACAACGAAAGAGUGGUGUCUACACAAUCAACCCUGACAAUGCCGGAGCUUUCGAUGUUUAUUGCGACCAAACAACAGCCGGUGGAGGGUGGACAGUGCUCCAAAAGAGACUAGACGGCUCGGUUGAUUUCUACCGCGGCUGGGAUGAUUACAAACGAGGCUUUGGGAAUCUAAAUGGUGAAUUUUGGCUCGGCCUGGACAAGAUUCACCGCCUGACGAUAUUACGAAGCAGACUUCGGGUGGAUCUUGAGGACACGAACGGAAAAACGGCUUACGCUGAGUAUGAUUUUUUUGGUGUUUCCAGUGAGAGAAGCAAGUACAAGCUGAGUUUAGGAACAUACUCCGGUGAGUACAAAUGUUAAAGCUCAAAAGUGAAAAAAUCGACAUAGGUACAAACAAGAUAAUUAAUCAUGUGGAAACUAUAUGGUUAACCAAACAAGCAUUCCAAACGAUGCAUGCAUGAUCAUCGCGCAGAGGUGUAACCCAGAGAUAUGGCAAGGGUAGCACGUAGUAAACAGAGGCAGCAACAAAAAUUAAAUGAAACAAACGAGCAAAAACGUAAAAAACACCCUGUACUUUUUUCUAUAAACUGCACCGUAAAUUGGAAAACUUUAGUGUCAUUCUAACAAUGCCGCAUUUGUUUCACGGCCUUUGUCAACUCCGGCCGUAAAUGUCUAUUUUCACAUUAUUCACCAAGCUUCACGUUUUUGGCCCAGAAUUCAGUUUAUCACGACUCAGGAAGCAACGGACACGUGUCAUUUAUGAACUUAGCAGAUGGCCUUGCUUACCAUGAGUUCUACCAAACUCUAAAGUGAUAAGAGCACCCGGUUGGCAUUCUGGGAGGUCAUCGAAUUCGGUUUUUCUUUGUCCAAGCAUUUUAAAUGACAAAAAUUUCAUUUUCCAACUCAAGGCUUAUUCUACGUUGCAUAUUUUGCAGGAACUGCUGGCGACUCGCUCGGCCGACAUCGUGGUUAUGGAUUUACAACUAAAGAUCGAGACAACGACAGCUGGAAUAAAAACUGUGCAUCGCGUUUUAAAGGAGCAUGGUGGUACAGUGACUGUGUCAUCUCAAAUCUAAAUGGUGUUUAUCUACACGGCAAACAUUCUAAAUCCUGGGAAGGGAUGGUCUGGACCUCAUGGAAGGGACCAAAUUACUCCGUUAAACGAGCAGAGAUGAAAAUCAGACCGGUCAAAGCCUAA